Molecule: messenger RNA, 1002 nt
Organism: Phycomyces blakesleeanus NRRL 1555(-)
Lineage: Eukaryota; Fungi; Mucoromycota; Mucoromycetes; Mucorales; Phycomycetaceae
Exons: 5
Coding region: 181-618 (145 amino acids)
Biological process (GO): mRNA export from nucleus in response to heat stress; transcription initiation at RNA polymerase II promoter; nuclear-transcribed mRNA catabolic process, deadenylation-dependent decay
Cellular component (GO): RNA polymerase II, core complex; P-body
Molecular function (GO): nucleotide binding; translation initiation factor binding
Source: RefSeq, a predicted model, not a curated record
GCAGGACUAGUUUUUUUUUUUUUGAAGAAAACUUACUAGUUAAAUUCAUUAACAUCCUCCACCCACACACACACACACACAUAUAUAUAUAUAUAUACAUAAAUAAAUAUAUCAAUAUAUAGAUAUAUAUAUAUAUAUAUAUAUUGAUUCUUUCUCUUUAUUUCUUCGUCUUUUUAAACGAUGGGCUCACGACACCAACAGAGACAUCUUCUUAGAGGAGGACCCGAACAAGAAGAUGCCACAACAUUAAAGCUUGGAGAAGAAUUCGCCAAUGCCCAGUGUCUGUAUAUAUCUGAAGUACGAAUCCUUUUGGAAGCUCAUGUUGAUUCCAAGGAGAAUGGAAGCGUGACACGUCAAACGACAAAUGUGAUGCAAAAGACACUCGAAUAUGUCAGAGCAUUCAGUCGGUUCAGUAACAGAGAUUCUGUACGUGAAGUACGCCAGUUACUUGGUAAAGAUGAUCUGGCACCUUUUGAGAUGUCGCAAUUGGCUAAUUUGUGCUGUGAAGAUGCCGAGGAAGCAAAGGCAUUGAUCCCAAGUUUGGCCAACAAGGUUGAGGAUGAUCAGCUACAGGAAAUGCUGAACCAAAUGUUGACCAUUAAGAAGUUCCAGGGUUAACGAGUAAAAGAUACAGAACAUACAAAACAUACAAAUGUAAAGACGUACAGAUAUACAGAUAUACAAAAAAAAUACAGACAGACAGAAAGAGACAGAAAGAGAAAAGGGUUGAUAGAGAAAAUGAAUAGUAAAACAUAUAUACAUAUAUAUUGUUCACCAAAAAAGGAAAAAAGAAAAUGAAGACUUUUUUUUUAUUUAUUUUAUUUUUUUGAUUCAUACUCUUCGUUCAUUAAUCCCAAAACCAUGUAACAUAUUUUUAUUUUAUUUUUAUUUUUAUUAUUUCUAUAUUUUAUUUUAACUAUUUUAUUAUUUUAUGUUUUUUUUUUGAAUAUUGAGUUUUGGCCAUAUAUAUAUACUAAAUACAUAAACACAAGUUUAUAUAUG